Molecule: messenger RNA, 4408 nt
Organism: Solea solea (common sole)
Lineage: Eukaryota; Metazoa; Chordata; Actinopteri; Pleuronectiformes; Soleidae
Product: nardilysin-like
Exons: 32
Coding region: 582-3848 (1088 amino acids)
Biological process (GO): proteolysis
Molecular function (GO): metalloendopeptidase activity; metal ion binding
Source: RefSeq, a predicted model, not a curated record
UCAUGUGUGGCUACUGUACAGAAGAGUGAAGAGUGACCGGUGAGCAGGUUUAAAACAAACGGACCGAUGAUGACAGUCACGGGUAACGACAGCCGCUGGGUUAAACACUCGUCUCCGGUUAGCAGUGAUAAUCGGAGGCAGAUGGCGGCGGACAGCUGACGGUUACAUCCAGGUGCUUGUCACUGCCGCCGCUGCAAUAUCUUCAUCAUCAUCAUCAUCAUCCCCAUCCCCAUCGCCUGCAGCAGUUCCUGAGCCCUGGCUGUGAGGACACACGUGCUUACACGGCGCAAACCACGCCCUCUCCUCCGCCUCAGCCAAUCGGAGACAGCGAGAGUGACGCCAUGGAAUCUUCUCAGCCAAUCGGCGCGCUUGUUCUUGGAGAGACACUCGCUUUCACACACCGCUGAGGCCCUGCCGUUAGCAAGAGGGAAGGGAGGGUCUUCAUCAUAGCCCUGUUCAGGCUGACACGGUGUGUGGCCCUGGUGAGGAGUAAAUUUCCAGUGACAGCGAGCUGUCCUGUUGUUUAUGGUCACGCCUUGCUGUCAGCCUGCAGUGCCAAAAUCUCAUCAUCUCAGUCGAGGAUGCCACACACAAACAAGUCCAGAAACUCCCUGUUGCCUGAGUUCUCAGGCUCGGUCCAAGCCGGAGCCUCAGCUGAAGAGCUAGAACCCAUGUCUCGGGAGGUGAAUCUGGCUGCAGGGGAAGCAGCAGCAGCAGCAGGAGGAGGAGGAUGGGAGGACAAUAUUGGAGACGGUGAGAUCAUCAAGUCCCCCAGUGACCCCAAACAGUACAGGCACAUCGUGUUGGAGAACGGACUACGAGCUCUGCUCAUUUCAGACUACAAUGGACCAGCAGCGUCAGAGGAUGAGGACUCGGAUGGGGAAGAGGAAGAGGAUGAAUCUGGAGAUGAAACAGGGGACGAGUCUGAAGAAGAAGGAGAAGACGAUGAUGAGAGGGCCUGUGAUUAUGAUGGUGACGAUAAUGAUGGGAAGAAGAAGGGAAAUGCAGAGAAGCAGUCUGCAGCUGCUCUGUGCGUUGGAGUGGGCAGCUUCAGUGACCCCAGUGACCUCCCCGGCCUUGCCCAUUUCCUGGAACACAUGGUGUUCAUGGGCAGUGAGAAGUAUCCCUCCGAAAAUGGCUUUGAUGCGUUCCUCAGGAAGCAUGGUGGGAGUGACAACGCCUCCACCGACUGCGAGAGGACCAUCUUCCAGUUUGACAUCCAGCGAAAAAAAUUCAAAGAGGCUCUUGACAGGUGGGCUCAGUUCUUCAUCUGCCCCCUGAUGAUCCGUGAUGCCAUUGACAGGGAAGUGGAGGCCGUUGACAGCGAGUACCAGCUGGCUAAGCCUUCGGACUCCCACAGGAAGGAAAUGCUGUUCGGCAGUCUGGCCAAACCUGGACACCCUAUGGGCAAGUUCUGUUGGGGGAAUGCCCAGACUCUAAAGCAGGAGCCGAAGAAGAAGAAGAUUAAUGUCUACAAGCGGCUGCGUGCCUUCUGGAAGAAGCACUACUCUGCCCACUACAUGACCUUGGCCGUGCAGUCAAAGGAGAAGCUGGACACUCUGGAGGAGUGGGUGAGAGAGAUCUUCAGCAAGGUGCCGAACAACGGUUUGCCCAAGCCAGAUUUCUCUGAAAUGCUGGGUCCCUUUGAGACGCCAGCCUUCAACAAGCUCUACAGAGUUGUUCCUGUCGGGAAGGUUCAUGCCUUGAAUAUCACCUGGGCUCUUCCUCCUCAGGAAAAACAAUACAGAGUGAAGCCUCUCCACUACAUCUCGUGGCUGAUUGGCCAUGAAGGCACAGGAAGCAUCCUCUCAGUCCUCAGGAGGAAGUGCUGGGCUCUGGCUUUGUUUGGAGGAAACAGUGAAACUGGCUUUGACCAAAACAGCACGUACUCCAUCUUCUCCAUCUCCAUCACACUCACUAAUGAAGGUUUUCAAAACUUCUAUGAGGUGACUCACAUGGUGUUCCAGUACCUAAAGAUGCUGCAGACACUUGGACCACAGCAAAGAAUAUACGAAGAGAUCCAGAAAAUCGAAGCAAACGAGUUUCACUAUCAGGAGCAAAACGACCCUAUAGAAUACGUUGAGGACAUCUGUGAGAACAUGCAGCUGUUCCCCAAAGAGGAUUUCUUGACAGGAGAUCAGCUGAUGUUUGAGUUUGACCCAGAAGUGAUCAGUGCAGCUCUGUCCCUCCUCACCCCUGAGAGAGCCAACCUGAUGCUGUUGUCACCAGAACAUGAGGGCCAGUGUCCCCUCAGGGAGAAGUGGUUUGGCACGCAAUACAGCAUGGAGGACAUCCAGCCGGAGUGGAUGGAGAGGUGGACAGACAAUCUGGAGCUGAACAGUGACCUUCACCUCCCUGCUGAGAACAAGUUCAUCGCCACUGACUUCACCCUGAAGCCCUCUGACUUGCCAGACACCGAGCACCCGGUGCGGUUAGCCAGCAGCGACAAGGGCGACCUGUGGUACAAGAAGGACAACAAAUUCAAAAUCCCAAAAGCCUACAUCAGAUUCCACUUAAUCUCUCCCGUAAUCCAGCAGUCUGCCAAGAAUGUGGUGCUCUUCGACCUGCUGGUCAACAUCCUAGGACACAACCUGGCGGAGCCGGCCUAUGAGGCUGAAGUGGCACAGCUGGAGUAUAAGCUGGUGGCCGGUGAACACGGCCUAGUCAUCAAGGUCAAAGGAUUUAACCACAAACUGUGUCUGCUGUUCCACCUGAUCAUUGACAAACUCGCUGAUUUCACCGCUUCCCCCGACGUCUUCAGCAUGUUCUCAGAGCAGCUCAAAAAGACCUACUACAACAUCCUCAUCAAACCUGACAAGCUGAGCAAGGACGUUCGUCUGUUGGUCCUGGAGCACUCGCGCUGGUCCAUGGUGGAGAAGUGUCAGGCUCUGACGGCCGGCCUCACCGUCGAUGAGCUGACGGAGUUUAGCCGGCGCUUCAGGACAGAGCUGUUUGCCGAAGGACUAGUACAGGGCAACUUUAGCAGCGCUGAGUCGCGGCAGUUCCUGCAGUAUGUCACAGAUAAGUUGCAGUUCUCAAAGUUGCCAGCAGAGGUGCCAGUGAUGUUCAGAGUGGUGGAGCUUCCUGCCAAGCACCACAUAUGUAAAGUCAAAUCACUCAACAAAGGCGACGCCAACUCUGAGGUUACUGUUUACUACCAGUCUGGUCCCAAGUCCUUAAGGGAGCACACGUUGAUGGAGCUGUUAGUGAUGCACAUGGAGGAACCCUGCUUCGACUUCCUCAGGACCAAAGAGACUCUAGGGUACCACGUCUACCCCACCUGCAGAAACACCUCGGGCGUACUGGGUUUCUCCGUCACCGUGGAAACGCAGGCCACCAAGUUCAACACAGAGCUGGUGGAGUUAAAGAUUGAAGAGUUCUUGGCUUCAUAUGGAGACGAGCUGAAUGCCCUGACUGAGGAGGCCUUUCAUACUCAGGUGACCGCUUUAGUGAAGCUGAAGGAAUGUGAGGACACACACCUCGGGGAGGAGGUGGACAGGAACUGGGCCGAGGUGGUUACACAGCAAUAUGUGUUUGACAGGCUCAACAGAGAGAUCGAGGCUCUGAAGCAGAUGACCAGAGCUGAGCUGGUCUCCUGGUUCCACGAGCACCAAGGACAAAACAGCCGCAAGCUCAGCGUGCACGUGGUGGGAUUUGGUGCGGAGGAGCAUGAUGAGGAAAGUAAAAGGAAAGGAGAAGAAGAUUUAAGUGUCUCCAACUAUGGUGAGGUGUCUAAACUCACUUUCCUUCCCGCCUCACCUAAGAUGGAGGGCGCCACCGCCAUCAUGGACAUUCCCGCUUUCAUCGAAGGCCUGCCUCUCUUUCCCUACCAUAAGGUUCUGGAAUAAAAGUCCUGCUCAGACUGCGAGACAAACACAGGUCUGAGCUUCGCCUCUUACUGAGCCACUCUCGGGGCGACUGCCUCAUUAGAGAUUUGGAGGUGAACGAUGGUUCAAACAUCGUCGACUCUUCUCAUGGCCUGGAUUUCUGUCUCUAAGGCGCAGCUGUAGUUUUUACUCAACACAGUGUGCAUACACAAAAAGCCUGGAAGUGAUAUUAGACAUUUCUUUUAGCCAAGUGAUAAUUUAUUCUGUUUUCUCACUCUCAAUUACUUUUUUUUUAAUCCUCCGACAGCAGGAGUGUGGAAGCACUCCCUCCAUUUCUCCCUCUCUAUCCUACUAAGUCACAUCUUAAAUGAUUUGCUUCCCUGAGCUCUGCUAACGUUACACCACUCAGUCUUUUCCACUGUUUGUGUUGGACCCCAGACUGAGUUUUACGCCAUUUAAAAAAACAAACUGUAAAGACUACAGUAAAGUUAUGUAUUUGACCUCAAAUAGCUGACCUGGAUCAUGACAUGAAAUAAAUAAACAAAUAAAUGAGUGAGUGAAUGAACGGACCCUACAAAACA